CCCCAUCCGUCACAAUGGCGAUCAAGCACAACAACCAGAUUCUCAACCAGCAUUUCCGCAAGGACUGGCAGCAACGUGUGCGCGUGCACUUCGACCAGCCUGGCCGCAAGCACCGCCGUCGUGAGGCCCGUCUCGCGAAGGCCGCCGCCGUCGCUCCCCGCCCGGUUGACAAGCUGCGUCCCGUUGUGCGGUGCCCUACCGUCAAGUACAACCGCCGGGUUCGUGCUGGCCGUGGUUUCACCCUGGCCGAGCUGAAGGAAGCUGGUAUCCCCAAGAAGCUCGCCCCUACCGUUGGUAUCGCCGUCGACCACCGCCGUGUCAACUACUCUAAGGAGUCUCUGGCCGCCAAUGUCGCUCGUCUCCAGGACUACAAGGCCCGCCUGAUCCUCUUCCCCCGCAAGAGCGGUCAGUUCAAGAAGCUUGACUCGUCUGCCGACGAGGUCAACGCUGCCAAGGCUGCUUUCGCUGCUGAGGGCAAGACCGAGGGUUACGCCACGAGCGUCGGUGCUACCUUCCCCGUCAAGAACCUCUCUCCUGAGGAGGCUGUCACCGACGUCAAGCGUGACGACCUUCCCAAGGGCGAGGAGGCCGCUUUCCGCCGGUUGCGUGAGGCUCGCAGCGAGGCUCGCCACAAGGGUAUCCGGGAGAAGCGUGCUAAGGCUAAGGCCGAGGAGGAUGCUGCUGCCAAGAAAUAAAUGUGAUUUCCAGAUAAUGAUGAAUGGGGUCUGUUUUCACGCCGGGAACUAGUGUACUGUGGCAUGGCGUAGCGCCGCUUUUCUCUUAUUACCUUUGUCCUUAACCCAAAAAGCUCCGGUCCUCUCGAAAUGCAAAUGUCCCACUUUUACGUUACACUAUGGGGGUUUAAUGGCAACGUACGCCUGACUUUCGGUGUUUUGAAGAUGCAUCCAACUGCGUCUUGGGCAUGGGGGUUUUCGAGAACGAGCCUACGGGAAUGUAGAUUGGUCUUGGAUUUUUGUCGAAUCGAUGGAUGAGUAUUUGGUAGACGCUCAAAUAAUCUUGGUUAGCGAAGAAAUGAAAUAAUAUGAA
Messenger RNA from Aspergillus steynii IBT 23096, 1047 nucleotides. RefSeq names its product 60S ribosomal protein eL13. NCBI's taxonomy places the organism in Eukaryota, Fungi, Ascomycota, Eurotiomycetes, Eurotiales, Aspergillaceae. The record is from RefSeq and is a predicted model, not a curated record. Gene Ontology annotation, biological process: translation. Gene Ontology annotation, cellular component: ribosome; cytosolic large ribosomal subunit. Bases 15 to 695 code for a protein of 226 amino acids. Gene Ontology annotation, molecular function: RNA binding; structural constituent of ribosome. The transcript has 5 exons.